This is a messenger RNA of Amphibalanus amphitrite, 2364 nucleotides long. Its product is annotated as glycine receptor subunit alpha-2-like. The transcript is spliced from 3 exons. Gene Ontology annotation, biological process: chloride transmembrane transport; signal transduction; regulation of membrane potential. Gene Ontology annotation, molecular function: neurotransmitter receptor activity; transmembrane signaling receptor activity; extracellular ligand-gated monoatomic ion channel activity. Gene Ontology annotation, cellular component: membrane; synapse; neuron projection. The record is from RefSeq and is a predicted model, not a curated record. NCBI's taxonomy places the organism in Eukaryota, Metazoa, Arthropoda, Thecostraca, Balanomorpha, Balanidae. Bases 553 to 2046 code for a protein of 497 amino acids.
CUCCCUGCCUCCCGCUGCUGGCCGCGCCCUACCCGCCGGUGGCUAUUUCAGGCAGCUCCGUAUCGGAAGGGAGGCCACUGCCGAAGGGGGAGAGCCACUAUCGGCGCGCUCGGUCGGUAACGAUCUGGGCCCCGCUCACUAGGAGCUGCCUUAUUGCCGGCGCGCCACAUCAAUGUACGGUCAAUCUCAGCGGAGACGCCCUUCAUAAAGCGGUGUCUACCAGCUAUGGGAACUUCGGCGGAAUUGGAUGAGCAGUAGCCAGAGUGGGGUAUGAAGAUCGGCCACAGGUCAUGUGUAAACCGUUUCAUUUUCUAGGCAACUCCCUGUUCAUAUAUUGGGGGUGACGCGCGAUAUAUUUGUCAAAAAGGUCGUUUAUGAAGAAACACUAGGAAGUAUCCAUACUAGAUCGCCACGAGGAGAGGCGCCUGUUUUUAUCCUUUUCAGUCACCGUGCUUUUCAUAUCGCUUCAAAAGUGGCGACUUAUGCAUUCUGUGCAUUCUGAAUAUUGACAGAGAUACUUUAGACACUUAUGAUUUAUACCUCAAUCUCAAAAUGGAUCCUAUCAGCAAAUUGCUUAGUGUUGCUGCAAUAUUUCUCUUGGCAUCCGUUGAGUUUCAGGUUAUAUGCAUCCAGUCAGUAGUAUUAUCCGAGAGACAGGCAGGGAACCAGACAGAGCCAGUACCAACAAACGAAACAAAUAGGCCACACAAUGCUAAGGAAGUCAAUGUAACACAGAACUCCACCAAAAACGGGCACGAAUCGCCUGCGAAGCUACUCACGAAGCCAGGAUAUGACAUUCGCCGGCCGCCGCAAGACCCCAUCACUGGGAGGCCAGUGCUCGUGCACAUGAUGGCCUUUGCCGACUUCAUCGAGACGGUGAACGAGCAGGCCGGAGAAAUGGUGGUGGCCUUCUUUUUCCGGGCCGAGUGGAACGACAGCAGGGUUCGGGACGUGUCCGAAAUCCUGCAUGACAAGCCUGGCUAUCGGAAAGACAUGCUGCCUAUGUCUGGUAGGCUCAAAGAGACCCUGUGGGUGCCUGACCUUUACAUGCCGAUGGCCAGGCGAGUUGUCAUCCCAACAAUUCACGAACCGGCAGAGAGCGUGACAGUCAUGAAACAUGGAAGCGUCGCGUACUCAGCCUUCUUCGUUAUUGCUCUCAAGUGCGAGAUGGCCUACGUCGACUAUCCAAUGGACGUCCAGUCUUGCUUUUUGGACGUAAUGAGCUACAAAUAUUCCCUGUCAGAGAUGGAGCUCAAGUGGCACCCCGACAGCCUCCAGGGGCAUACGGAGAUCGUCACCAAACAUUUCCGCGUGACCAUUUCCAUCCCGAGGGUGAACAGCUCCUACAUAAUUGAGAAUGCCGACGGCAGCAAACGGUAUGUCAUCCGGCUGCAGAUUUUCAUGAAGCGUCACCUGGCGUUCCACCUGGUUCAGACCUACCUGCCGUCGGCCAUGCUGGUGCUGAUCGGCUGGCUGUCGCUGCUGGUGCCGCUCGACUUUGCCUACGGCCGGAUGGUGCUCUCGGUCACCACGCUGCUGGUGCUGGUGUCCAUCUUUGUCACCAACAGCCAGAUGGCUCCGGGCGUGAACGAGGUGAAAGCGCUCGACAUCUGGCUCUUCAUGUGCAUCAUAUUCGUGUUCUCUGCCAUCGUGGACUGCAUCGCCGACCUGCGCUUCCUCUCGAUGGUGGAGAAGGAGUCGCAGAUCGCCGGCGAGGAGCGUCCCGAGGCCGAGCUGCCGCCGGUGGUGGACGAGCGUGGCUCGUCCGCCAGCCCGGUGGGCCAGCGCCAGUCGCUGGCCGGCGGCGGCGGGUCCAGUGCAUACAUCCGCUUCCACGGCAGCAACACGCCGUUCCAGGCGGACAAAGAGGUCCUCAUCGCCACGCCAGCGGUGCUGAAGUGGCUGCGAAUGGCAGUGUUUCUCGAGAGAAGCAUGACGAUCGUCUACCCCACGCUGUUCAUCCUACUGGUGGCCAUCUAUUGGUCAAUCUUUUUAACGUCCUACAACUUACAAACAGCCGAAUCGCGGACGGCGGACCAGUGGUGACUGGCGACAUUUCGUGCGGUGAGUGGUGAAAACAGUUACAUACCUGAGUCUUCGAACUCAAUUCAUGCAAAUCUCCCGACUGGGUGUAUUUUCACUAGAAAGGUGUAUACCAGUAUUGAGCUUAUCCAGCAGUGAGCAGUUGUAGCAAUGAGGGCGGCUUCGACGUUGUUUGAUGCUAGUGAUCGAUUUUCACAUUCGGCUUUGUUCGUUGCCGAGCGAUGCAGGUGCCCCUUGUGUGAUUGUUAUUUGUAUGUGGCCGCAGUUGAUAAAUGCGAAUAGAUGUAUUGCUGUGAAUAAAAUACCUACCGUCGGAAUGAA